Molecule: messenger RNA, 2819 nt
Organism: Exaiptasia diaphana
Lineage: Eukaryota; Metazoa; Cnidaria; Anthozoa; Actiniaria; Aiptasiidae
Product: ankyrin repeat domain-containing protein 50
Exons: 19
Coding region: 56-2788 (910 amino acids)
Biological process (GO): ammonium transmembrane transport; RNA processing
Cellular component (GO): membrane
Molecular function (GO): ammonium channel activity; RNA nuclease activity; protein binding
Source: RefSeq, a predicted model, not a curated record
AUAGUCUGAGGAGUAUGUGACAUGACAGUAGAGUUAAGUUGUAGUCCGUUACAAAAUGGAUCGUAUCGAGAAUAAUUUCUCUACUAUCGUAGCUUUUUCCUUAUUAACAGCCGUUGUUGGGUUUCAGGUUAUUGGUCUGGGACUUUACCAAGCAGGUGCCCUCCAUCUUAAGUCCACAAACACAAUCCUUAUCCAAGCCCUCUUGAAUAUGGCCCUMGGGUCAAUAUUGUGGUACAGCGUUGGGUAUUCGUUAGUAUUUGGUCCAUCACAGAAGGGAUUUAUAGGAAGUCCAGCAAUGGCGUUCUUCAUCGAUGUACCUGUCAACGACUCUACGCAUGCUCACAGUGUACCUAGUAUAUCGGUAGCAACAUUUGAGAUGUUGUUAGCUGUAUGUGCACCUUUUAUGGUUAUCGCUGCAUGGACGCAAUUUCUAAGUACAAUUGGAUCUAUAUGUCUGUUUGUCCUUUGGCCUAUUGUUGUUUAUUAUCCGCUGUCCCAUUGGAUAAGAGGAGGUGGAUGGCUGCAACAAUUGUCUAUUUUAGAUUACGCGGGAGGUCUAACUGUUCACRCUAGUUCCGGUAUUGCAGGUUUAGUUCUMACAAGAGUCCUUAGACCACACCUAACAGCUCAAAUAGGAACAAAGACAUCUCAUCACCAUGGAGACGUAAUUAAUCACGUCAUCUUCAUCAUUGGUGCCCUAGUAACCGCGUUUGGUUGGUUUGUGUUUAAUCUUGGUUCUGUGGGAAUGACAUCCAGCUACAGUUCUACAGGKCUAUCUGUGGUAAAUACAUAUCUCUCGUCCAGCGCGUCAUGCCUGUGUUAUGUUCUUGUGUUURCUCUUGGAUUUAAACAGUGUCUUUACUCGGAUUUAGUAACGGGGAUAAUUGCUGGUGCUGUAGGAGUCAGUGCRGCCCCAGUAUCAAUACAACCAUGGGCCGCUCUCGUCACAGGAAUACUGGUGGGUAUGACGUCAUCUCUGGCACAAUUUUGUGCGCGUAAAUACGUGCCUUURUGGACCAAUGGGAGCACGGUUGACUUGUCGUACACUCAUGGAAUCUCGGGAAUAAUUGGGUCUCUAGCAGCUGGUCUCUUUACCGACYCCUCCCUCGACAUACAUGGACACCGAGGAGGUUUUUAUUCCAACGGUAAACAGUUUGGCGUACAAGUACUUGGAGUAACAAUAGUUUUGGCUUGGUCAGCGGUAUUGACCUAUCUGAUCACAUGGUUUAUUCAYCUAACUGUGGGAUUUAACAUUACAAGAAUUACAGCUAAAAGUAUUGUAGGAGGUAGUCCAUCAAACAGACGACAUACUGACUACAGAUCUAAACUCCUUAAUGCUGCAAUUAAUGGACAAUUGAAAGAUUUACAGGAACUAGCAGCAAAACAUGUCAACUUCAACAUGAAAAACUUUGACUACCAAACCGCACUAUUACUUGCCUCAUCACAUGGCYAUAUYCARUGCGUGAAAUUCAUACUUCGUCAACCUACUGUUGAUAUACAUGCCAAAGACAGAUGGGGAUCCACUGCCCUUACUGAGGCUAUCAGAUACGGUCAUGAUCGAAUCGUACAAUGUUUGAUACGACAUGGAUGCAGCUGGACUCAAGAUGGAGCUGGCGAUAUACUCUGCACUGCUGUAGGUAGGAAUGAUAUGGAGGAAAUUGCCAGGCUUGUUGCACUGGGAAUGGAUGUCAAUGCAGCAAAUUCAAAUGGCAGUUACGCCAUUCACUUGGCAGCAAAACUAGGAAGUCGAGUACUGGUACAAUACUUGAUUGACCAACGAGCUGAUAUCAAYACUAUUGACUCAAGUGGAAAUACACCUUUAAAUUAUUCUGACAUGCACGAGCAAAGAGCUGUCAGUCAACUUCUAGAGGGACUGGGCGCAAGACGUGCGUCUCGCCAUUAUAGUAUUCAAGAAAUCUGUGAGGUUGCAACUACAGGAAAUCUACAAAUGCUACGCCAUAUGGUUCACAAUGGCGCUUSUGUGUGCUACAGAGAUGUCAAUCAUAGAACUCCACUACAUGUGAGUGCWUCAGAAGGACACCUUGAUGUUGUCAAGUUUUUGGUUUUACAACCAGGAAUUGAURUAAAUGCUGAGGACAAAAAUCAUUUUACAGCUCUUCUUGAUUCUAUMGUCAACAAUCAUCAUGAAGUUGUUGAGUUUCUCAAGUCUCAUGGGGCAACAGUAAAUGACUAUAGAUUAGCAUUAUUAAUGACAGAAAUGGCACGCACUGGUGAYAUCAAAAACCUAAAGCGUAUGUUAAGAUGGACGRGUCAUGUGGACAUGUUUGAUUUUGAUGGYAACACUGCCCUUCAUGUYGCKUCAAUAAAUGGUAGGGCUGAUGUUGUUGGAAUGCUGUURAAAGAAGGAGCAGAUGCUUGUUUGAUGAAUCGAUUCAAUGAGACUCCAUUAGAGCUUGCAUCCAGCUAUCAACAUGCCUUGGUGGAAAAAGAACUUAGAAAACAUCUAAAAGUAACUUCACAUUUACAAGACAAAGAAGAAAACGACRAUUCUUUAACAUCCUGCUAUCAGAGACAAASCAAGAUACCCAAACGAAACUACAAGACAAAACCAUCAACGUACCAUUAUCAACCAAGAGACUCAUGGUCUUCAACAGACAUAUCACUUGAACCAAGACAAAAACAAAACACAGAUCAACARCAAAAGACAAAAACCCUUGAUAAUCAUSAGAAAACCCCCAUUGCUCCUUCRUUCCUACAUGUSAUGCCAGUAUCACAACUAUCACCACAAACGAGAGAACUKACUGGUGGCAAACCAGAUUAUGUUUAGAGCACUAUUUAUUUAAAAAAUAAUUUAGAUA